GCUGGAGAUGGCGGCCGCUUGGUUAACUUUGGUGUUGGCACUGAUUUCGGUGGUCAAUGGUCAACGGGCUGCUGGCAGUAAGCAAGCGCAGCUGUGGCUAGAUUGCAGCUGCCUGCACGCCAACGAGCGCAACGCCACACAAUGGGGCAGCGUUAGCAUUAAUGCCAGCCAUGCGCUGGGCGCCAAAAACAACUGCCUGAUGAUCUUCAUUGGCGGCAUGGCCGACGAGCUGGUGGCCUUUCAGCUGCAGCAGCUGCAGCUGCGACCCGGCUGCUUGGACACCGUCGAGGUCUUUCCGUAUCUGAGGGAGCCCGUCAUCGAGAACUCAACGCUGGCGUCGUACACUUGGUGCCAGCACAGUGCGACGGCUCGCAAUGCCACGCCCAUAUACAGUGGCGGAAGGCUGCUGGGACUGAGACUUAGCUUUCAGCAGCCGCCCACAAGGCUGGGCGACUGGACCUUGAAUCUGACGGCGAGCUAUCGAUUCCUUAAGCAAGAGCUCUUCAAGACGAACGGUCGACUGGUGCCGCACAGCUUCUGCGAUUUCUAUUUCUUUGCCAGCACCGGAAUCGAGGGGAAUCUGGGCGAGGGCUACUUCCACUCGCCGCGCUUUCCGGCCAACUAUCCGGCGCACAUCAAGUGCGCGUACAAGUUCAUUGGCCGCCCGGACAGCCGUGUGGAGCUGCUAUUCGAGGAGCUGCAGCUGCCGCCAGUGGUCAGCGGCGGCUGUCAACUGGACGCACUGACCAUCUUCGAUGCGGAGUCGGCGCACAUGGAUGCCGUCAUAGAUGUGCUCUGCGCCCCGUGCCCCACGCGCCGCAUACUGAGCAGCGGACCCGAUCUGCUGCUGGAGUUUAAUGCCAGCUCGAAUCGCACAGCCAAAGGCUUUCGUGGUAAAUACAAGUUUGUGCCCAAUGAGCAGCAGGCGCUGCCUGUGCCGCCAAUCCUGGAGGCAGCCAGCAUAGCGAUAAAGCAGACGCCCGCCAAGACGAACAGUGUUCAAGUGGAGGGCGACGAGAAGGCGGGGAAGGAUGCGCGGCCCGGACAUAGAAAUCAGCAUUGCAAGCUGCUCUACGACUCGCGCGUCAACAAGUCCGGCAUCUUCGAAUCGAAUCAGCUGCUGAGUUCGCUUAUCGGUGUUCCGAUAAAUAAGAACAGCGACUCUGCUAAGGUCGUGCAAUGCCGUUACGAAUUUAAAGCGCAAAAACCAGAAGUGAUUCAAAUUAAGUUUCACGACUUUAACAUACCCACUGAACAUGAGAAUUCCAGCCGCUGCCGGGACGAGGACGCAUUGCAUGUGCUGACAGAAGUGGGGGGUAAAUAUGAGACGCAAGAACUACUCUGUGGCGCAUUCUUGCCCAAGCCGCUGAUGUCGAACAGUCAGCAGCUGCAAUUGCAAUUCGUGGGCAAAUAUCCGCCAAAAAUGACAAACAAAGUGCAGUAUUAUGGAUUUCGAGCAGAAUACCGCUUUCUUACAAACUAUGGCAUUUUAUCAGGCGUGCAGCAAGGAAACGAAUGCACAUUUGUUUACAACAGCCGCGACAGGAUUAGUGGUCUAUUUCAUUCCCCAAACUUUCCUGGCUAUUAUCUGGAGAAUGUUGUUUGCAAUUACUAUUUCUAUGGAGCUGAUGAACGCGUUGUUCUGCGUUUCACGUACUUUGACGUCGAAGGCAUUAGCACAUGUGACCAUCACACGGCUAGCGACUAUGUGGAAUUUUCGAAUUUCAUGAGUACAGAUCGAAAGUUCAGCAAGUAUUGUGGAAAAUUACCCGACUUUGAAGUGCGUUCAGAUGGACGAUUCUUUCGUGUAUCCUUUUAUUCGAAUGACCGAUUUGUGGCCAAUGGUUUUCGCGCACUCUAUACAUUUGAAUCGAUUGAUUUGAAAAUGAAUCCAGAUUUAGGGGACAGUACUGUGUCCAUGCAAAGCUACGUGUCAGGCGGAAUGCAAUUUAUACCGAAGAUUAUAAGCAUACCCUUAACUAUUGUAAUCUCACUCUCGCAAUAUAGAAAUUGA
Messenger RNA from Drosophila arizonae, 2014 nucleotides. It is a transcript of the gene Sol1, whose product is annotated as CUB domain-containing protein Sol1. Lineage: Eukaryota; Metazoa; Arthropoda; Insecta; Diptera; Drosophilidae. The record is from RefSeq and is a predicted model, not a curated record. Gene Ontology annotation, cellular component: plasma membrane.